This is a messenger RNA of Parnassius mnemosyne (clouded apollo), 1626 nucleotides long. The record is from the annotation of a GenBank genome assembly. NCBI's taxonomy places the organism in Eukaryota, Metazoa, Arthropoda, Insecta, Lepidoptera, Papilionidae.
AUGGCCCAGUUCAAUUAUCUAAACGAAUUAAACAGUUUAGCGACAAUGGAUGGGCCAAUAACAAGAGGCCCUCUUCAACGAUGGGUGAAAAAGACUACCAACGAGAAUAUCAAUCCAUCGUUGAGUGCAUCUUUCAAAAAUGUUUCCAACGCAAACCUAAGUUCUUGCAAUCAGUCGAUGCAAAAAUUGUCAAUAUCAGCAAAUCAAAGUUGCAAUAACAGUGUGUUAUCUAGUAGUAAGACUCCUACAAGAAAUGAAAACAAAAAAGGGAAAAAGACUCCCUCAAAGAAUAAAUCUCCAGGUCGAUCAACUACACCUACUCCUAAUAAAGCUUCUAAGACCCCUAAUAAAGCUGACAGAUUUAUCCCUUCUAGGAGUAAUUCAAACUAUGAUUUAUGUCAUUAUAUGAUGAGCCGUGAUGAAGAAAAAGGUGAAGAAGUUGUUACUCAGACGGCAGCUAGUGAGGCCAUUGGAAGAGCACUUACAGAUACUGAACCAGGAAGAUUGCUUCAGUACACAUGUAAAGCACCUGCUGCACCUGAGGGAUACCAGAACAGAUUACGAGUUGUGUACUCACAAGCCAAAGUUCCUUCAACAGUGAAAAACACCACAAGAUACAUUCCACAAGCCCCUGACAGAAUACUUGAUGCCCCUGAUAUUUUGGACGACUAUUAUCUUAAUUUAGUAGACUGGAGUGCAUCAAACAUUCUAGCAGUAGCUUUAGGCAACUCAGUGUACCUUUGGAAUGCUGGAACUGGACAAAUAGAACAACUUCUGACACUAGAAGGCUCAGAGACAGUAUGUUCUGUUUCUUGGGUACAAGGUGGUGGUACACACUUAGCUGUUGGUACUUCAUCUGCAACAGUUGAACUGUGGGAUUGUGAGAAAAUUAAGAGAUUGAGGGUGAUGGAUGGGCACACGGGUCGAGUGGGCUCACUAGCAUGGAACAUGUACAUAGUUUCUAGCGGUGCUCGGGAUGGUAACAUUGUGCACCAUGAUGUGAGGCAACGUGAACAUGCUCUUGCUACCAUCAGUGCACAUUCACAGGAGAUCUGUGGUUUAAAGUGGUCCCCUGAUGGCAAGUACCUGGCAUCAGGUGGCAAUGACAAUCUCCUCAACAUCUGGCCAAUUGUUCAAGGACAGCACUACACACAACCUCAAUAUCUCUAUUCUUUUAACCAACAUUUAGCAGCCGUUAAAGGGCUAGCAUGGUGUCCAUGGAGUGCGGGUAUUUUAGCUUCUGGAGGCGGCACUGCUGAUCGAACCAUACGAAUCUGGAACAUCAACACUGGCGCAAACCUCAACACUGUUGACACUAAAUCUCAGGUGUGCUCGAUCGUGUGGAGCACGCACUACAAGGAGCUGAUCUCGGGGCACGGGUACGCGAACAACCAGCUGGUGAUCUGGAAAUAUCCGCUGAUGUCGCGCGUGGCCGAGCUGACCGGGCACAUGGCGCGCGUGUUGCACCUGGCGCUCUCGCCCGACGGCACCACAGUCCUGUCGGCCGGCGCCGACGAAACGCUCAGGCUCUGGAAAUGUUUCAUGUUAGAUCCGUCCAAGAAGAAAGAGCCCACUGACUCAAAGGCUGCGAAGUCCCUACUGAACAUGAAUUCGUUAAUAAGAUAA